This is a messenger RNA of Lotus japonicus, 1666 nucleotides long. RefSeq names its product plant UBX domain-containing protein 2. The record is from RefSeq and is a predicted model, not a curated record. The transcript is spliced from 3 exons. Lineage: Eukaryota; Viridiplantae; Streptophyta; Magnoliopsida; Fabales; Fabaceae. Gene Ontology annotation, molecular function: protein binding. The coding region runs from base 112 to 1512 and encodes 466 amino acids. Gene Ontology annotation, biological process: defense response to fungus.
AUACCGUGCUUUGCAAGGGAGUAUUGUCAUUGUUAAUUUCUCUUGUUCUGGAUUUUCUCCUCUUCUCUUCAAUCCUAGAUUCUCUUCUCCGAUCUUGAGUUUUCAGAAUCAAUGGGUGACAUGAAAGACAAAGUCAAGGGGUUCAUGAAGAAAGUCAACAACCCCUUCACCUCUUCAUCAUCUGGCAAAUUCAAGGGUCAAGGUAGGGUUUUGGGAUCUUCAUCAUCAUCUUCUUCUUCUUCUGCACCCAUCAAUCCCAAUCGCAAUCCCACUCCUCGCCUCACUCCCACCCAGAACCCUAAUCCCAAUUCCAAACCCCGUCCAGCUUCAACUACCAAUCACGAACCCUCGCCGCAGAAAACCAAUCGCAAUCCGGGUGACGGGUUUGACCCGUUUGAUUCCCUCGUCACUUCAUCCAACAGAUCGCAAAAUGGGUACUCGCUGAACGUGUAUGAAUGCCCCAUUUGUAAACAACCGUUCCGAUCCGAAGAGGAAGUUUCUGAGCAUGUUGAUACUUGUUUGAGCACCCCAGCUGAGGGUGAUUGUGAAAAGGGUGUCUCAGAAUUGGCAUUGACUGAAGCUGAGUCUCAAAACAGUGAAUUGGAGGUUUGUGUUGGCACUUUCCUUUCAGGGAACCCAUCUGAGGGGUCACUUGAUGUUGUUCUUAAAUUGCUGAGGAAUAUUGCUAGGGAACCUGAGAAUGUUAAGUUUAGGAAGAUUAGGAUGAGCAAUCCAAAGAUCAAAGAGGCUGUUGCUGAGGUUACAGGGGGUAUUGAGUUGCUGAGCUUUCUAGGAUUUGAGCUGAGGGAGGAGAAUGGGGAUACAUGGGCAGUGAUGGAGGUUCCUACAGAGGAGCAAAUAAAAGUGAUUAAGAAAGCUCUAGUGUUGCUGGAACCACCACUGGUGGAACAACCUUCAAAGAGGGACAAUUUGGUGACUUCAACUUCUGCUGAGAAAGAUGUUAAGGCUGAACCAAAGAAGGUUGACAGACAGGUGAAGGUCUUCUUUGCUGUCCCUGAAAGCGUUGCAGCUAAAAUUGAGCUACCAGAUUCCUUCUAUAAACUUUCAGCUGAAGAGGUAAGAAGAGAAGCUGAAUUAAGGAGAAAAAAGCUUGAAGAGUCCCAGCUUUUAAUCCCUAAGUCACUUAGAGAAAAGCAAGCUAAAGCUGCCAGGAGGAGAUACACAAAAACUAUUAUUCGGAUUCAGUUUCCGGAUGGAGUUGUACUUCAAGGUGUAUUUUCUCCAUGGGAACCAACCACUGCUCUCUAUGAGUUUGUGAGCUCCGCAUUAAAAGAACAAGCUUUGGAGUUUGAGCUAAUGCAUCCUGUGGUUAUCAAACGGAGGGUGAUCCCUCAUUUUCCUAAAGCAGGGGAAAAUGCUAAAACAAUAGAGGAAGAGGACCUGGUACCUUCUGCUCUAAUCAAGUUCAAGCCCCUGGAAACAGAUUCUGUGGUUUUCACCGGUCUCAGAAAUGAAUUGCUUGAAAUCAGUGAACCACUUGUAAAUAGUUAAAGCAAUUGCUUGAACUAUAUUAAUUUCUUACGUUUUUCACAUUUUUCUUUCUUUCUCCCUUAUUGGUGGGGAUAUAGAUACAAUUCACUGAACUCAUAUAAUGUGUAAUUUUUUAACAAACCAUAUUAAAAUCUGGUACAUCUUAAAGACUGAA